Messenger RNA from Pterocles gutturalis (yellow-throated sandgrouse), 1725 nucleotides. RefSeq names its product nuclear factor, erythroid 2-like 1 (gene NFE2L1). The transcript is spliced from 2 exons. The annotation marks the transcript as partial. Gene Ontology annotation, cellular component: nucleus. Gene Ontology annotation, biological process: regulation of transcription by RNA polymerase II. Gene Ontology annotation, molecular function: DNA-binding transcription factor activity, RNA polymerase II-specific; RNA polymerase II cis-regulatory region sequence-specific DNA binding. The record is from RefSeq and is a predicted model, not a curated record. Lineage: Eukaryota; Metazoa; Chordata; Aves; Pterocliformes; Pteroclidae.
UUUCCAGCUGCGGAUGUCUCCACCCUGAGCGAAGCCGUGCCCAGCGAGAGCAGGUCCGCAGGCAUCCAGACCAGCCUGCUGUCGCCUCUCCUCGCAGAGACCGAGUCGCCCUUCGAUCUGGAGCAGCAGUGGCAGGACCUCAUGUCUAUCAUGGAAAUGCAGGCUAUGGAAGUGAACAACACCACCGCUGAAACCCUGUACAAUGGCACGAGCGGAGACCUGCUGGCUUCGAACUACAGCCUGGCUCCCACCACUCCCAUCAAUCAGAAUGUCAGCCUGCAUCAGGCCUCUCUGGGUAGCUGCUCGCAGGACUUCUCCCUCUUCAGCUCGGAAAUCGAAAGCCCCUCCAUAGCUGGCAGCUCGGCCCUGCUCCAGCUGGCGCCGGACAACUCCACCGGCCUCAACACCACCUUCGGCUCCACCAAUUUGAGCGGCAUCUUCUUCCCUCCGCAGCUGAACAGCACGGUCAACGAGACGGCCGGCCCCGAGCUGCCGGACCCCCUGGGGGGUCUUCUGGACGAAGCCAUGCUUGACGAGAUCAGCUUGAUGGACUUGGCGAUCGAAGAAGGUUUCAACCCGGUGCAAGCCUCGCAGCUGGAAGAGGAAUUUGAUUCUGACUCAGGUCUCUCGCUGGAUUCCGGCCACAGUCCUGCUUCUCUGAGCAGCUCAGAAGCUUCCUCCUCCUCGUCCUCCUCCUCUUCCUCCUCGUCCUCUUCCUCCUCCUCCUCGUUUUCUGAGGAAGGAGCUGUCGGCUACAGCUCAGACUCUGAGAACGUGGACUUUGAAGAAGCAGAAGGGGCGGUUGGCUACCAGCCAGAGUACAGCAAGUUCUGCCGCAUGAGCUACCAGGACCCGUCGCAGCUGCACUACCUGCCCUACCUGGAGCACGUCGGCCACAACCACACCUACAACAUGGCACCGGGGGCCCUGGACCCCGAGGAGCCCAAACCGCCCAGCGCGGGGAAGAAGAACAGCAAGGAGAAACCGUCCGAGUUCCUGGACAAGCAGAUGAGCCGGGACGAGCACCGGGCCAGAGCCAUGAAGAUCCCCUUCACCAACGACAAGAUCAUCAACCUGCCGGUGGAGGAGUUCAACGAGCUGCUCUCCAAGUACCAGCUGAGCGAGGCGCAGCUGAGCCUGAUCCGCGACAUCCGGAGGAGAGGCAAGAACAAGAUGGCUGCUCAGAACUGCCGCAAGAGGAAACUGGACACCAUCCUCAACCUGGAACGGGACGUCGAGGAUUUGCAACGGGACAAGUCCAAACUGCUCAGGGAGAAAGUGGAAUUCCUUAAAUCCAUCCGUCAGAUGAAGCAAAAGGUGCAGAACCUCUACCAGGAAGUGUUCGGCCGCCUGCGGGACGAGAACGGGCAGCCCUACUCCCCCAGCCAGUACGCCCUGCAGUACGCCAGCGACGGCAGCGUCAUUUUGAUACCUCGCGCCGUGGCCGACCAGCAGGCGCGGCGGCAGGAGAGGAAACAGAAGGACCGGAGGAAGUGAAGGGACAGCGACGCGGGAGGAGUGGGACACUCGCUCAAGGGAGAACUGGAGAAGGGCUGAGCCUGGAAGAACUUAGAGGAACUUUCAUGCCUUCUUAUCCGAUAUAUCUUCUCAAAAAAAAAAAACAAACGUGACUGCUGCCGGUCAGUGUACGGGAGAGGCUGCGGGACCUGAGGCUGCGCUGGGAGGGCUCCCGCGGGGAGGAGCGGCCCCUGCACUGGCCAGCCC